Molecule: messenger RNA, 1410 nt
Organism: Ochlerotatus camptorhynchus
Lineage: Eukaryota; Metazoa; Arthropoda; Insecta; Diptera; Culicidae
Exons: 4
Coding region: 1-1410 (469 amino acids)
Biological process (GO): DNA integration
Molecular function (GO): nucleic acid binding
Source: RefSeq, a predicted model, not a curated record
AUGUACCAGGCUGUCGAUGGUGAGCUUGACCGUCUCGAGCGCUUGCGGAUCAUCACGCCAAUCGACUAUUUGGAGUGGGCUGCUCCGAUUGUGGUAGUUCGGAAGGCGAACGGCAUCGGCGAAUCAUCGAUUAAGCUCCUCGUAAUCAACACCCAUCGGAGCAUCUACAAAGUCAACCGACUGGCACCCGGAGUAAAAGCUGCGCCGGGAGCGUUCCAGCAACUCGUUGACACCAUGUUGGCGGGUCUCAAGCACACUAGCAGUUACAUCAAUGACAUCAUCGAAGCCAUCAAGCUCAUGCCGGCACCCACGGAUGUGUCGGGAGUUCGGUUGUUUCUCGGAGCCGUAAACUUCUACGGGGAAUUCGUACCGAAUAUGCGAGCUCUGCGCUACCCACUGGACGAACUGCUGAAGACGGGAGUCAAAUUCGCUUGGACAGCGGAGUGUCAGAGGGCGUUUGACAAGUUAAAAAUCAUCUUGUCAUCGGACUUGCUCCUGACCCAUUACAAUCCCAAGCAAGAGAUCAUCAUUUCGGCCGAUGCGUCAUCAAUCGGUCUGCACCGUUUGCCCGAUGGUACAAUCAAGUCGUCCAGCAUGCUUCGAGAGCCUUGGCUCCAGCCGAGCGCAACUACAGCCAAACGGAUCGGCUGCAUUCUCGUCGGCGAAAGGCUUGUCAUUCCGUCUCCUCUACACAAGCGAUGCCUUGAAGAACUACACCGGGGGCACCGCGGUAUUGAGCGGAUGAAGGCAAUCUCCCGCAGCUACGUUUAUUGGCCAUCGCUCAACAGCGAGAUAGCCGAUUACGUGAAAGCGUGCUUACCAUGCGCCUUGACAGCAAAGUCCCCAGCAGCAGCGACCCCUGUGCCCUGGCACAAGCCAACACGUCCUUGGCAACGUGUCGACGUGGACUACGCCGGUCCUAUCGACGGUGACUACUAUCUGCUCACCGUGGAUUCGUUUUCGAAAUGGCUGGAAGUCAUCCGCACACGUCGCAUCAAGGCUUCCGCAACGAUCAGCAUCCUCCGCAGUAUCUUCGCACGCCUGGGGAUGCCGGAAACGUUGGUGUCAGACAACGGCACCCAAUUCAAAAACUCGGAAUUUGCUCAGUUCUACAAGACGAAUGAAAUAGACCAUGUAACAACUGCACCGUUUCACCGACAAUCAAACGGCCAAGCAGAGAGAUUUGUCGACACGUUCAAGCGAGCGAUCAAGAAGCUUGAUGAGAGAAGAAGUUCGACCGAUGAAGCCUUGGAUACGUUCUUGCUGGCCUACCAAAGCACUCCUAACCAGUCAGCGCCAGAAGGUCUAUCACCGUCGGAGAUCAUGUUCGGACGACGUUUACGAACCUGUCUCGAACUACUAAGUCCAUCGCCAGAACACCUGGAACUGGGUUCCUGGCACGAUUGUUGA